AUGGCGGCGGGCGCAGGCGCCUUCGCCUGGGCCGCCUUCCCCGCCAUGCCCACGCGGCGCGUGUACUGCAGCGCCGCACACCGCGACGGGCAGCUCUUCGUGCUGGGCGGCUGCGGGGGUGGCGGGCGAGCCCUGGGUGCCGCCGAGGUGCUCGACCUCCCAGCCCAGCGCUGGACCGUGCUCCCGCCGCUGCCCACGCCGCGGGCCGGCGCCGCUGCCCUCGCCUUGGGCAAGCAGAUCCUGGUGGUGGGCGGCGUGGACGCGGCGCAGAGCCCCCUCGCCUCCGUCGAGGUCUACCACGUGGAUGAGGGCAAGUGGGAGAAGAAGGCGGCGCUGGCUCAGCCCUCCAUGGGCAUCUCAGCUGUGCAGAGAGAUGGGGCCAUCUAUGCACUGGGGGGAAUGGGUGCGGACACCUCUCCCCAGGCGCUGGUCCGCGUCUACGAGCCGGCGAAGGACCACUGGCAGCCCCUGCCCUCCAUGCCCACCCCCUGCUAUGGGGCCUCCGCCUUCCUGCAGGGUAACAAGAUCUUCGUCCUGGGGGGCCGGCAGGGCAAGCUGCCCGUCACCGCCUUCGAGGCCUUCGACCUGGAGACAAGGAGCUGGACACGCUACCCCAGUGUGCCCAGCCGCCGCGCCUUCGCCGCUUGUGCCAUGGCCGACGGCGUCGUCUUCAGCCUGGGGGGGCUGCAGCAGCCGGGACCCCACAACUUCUAUUCCCGUCCCCACUUUGUCAACACCGUGGAGAUGUUCGAUCCCGCGCAGGGUGCGUGGAGCAAGCCGAGCCGUGCCCUCCGCAUGAGGGAGAAGAGAGCCGACUUCGUGGCCGGCUGCCUGGGAGGAAGAGUGGUGGCCGUGGGUGGCCUCGGGAACCAGUCCUGCCCACUGGACUCAGUGGAAGGGUUCAGCCUCUCGCAGAAGAAGUGGGAGCUGCUGCCCCCCAUGCCCACCGGCCGCUGCUCCUGCUCGAGCUGCCUGGCGCCCAGCCUGCUCUUCGUCAUCGGUGGGGUGGCCCAGGGCCCCAGCGGUGCCUGCGAGGCUCUGUGCCUGCGCGAGGCACCCUGA
Messenger RNA from Gymnogyps californianus (California condor), 1062 nucleotides. RefSeq names its product kelch domain containing 8B (gene KLHDC8B). NCBI's taxonomy places the organism in Eukaryota, Metazoa, Chordata, Aves, Accipitriformes, Cathartidae. The record is from RefSeq and is a predicted model, not a curated record. The transcript is spliced from 5 exons. Gene Ontology annotation, molecular function: protein binding. The coding region runs from base 1 to 1062 and encodes 353 amino acids.